AUGAAUGUGCCCGCAAACGGCUUGUACUUUGUCAGCUAUGAGAUCCUAACGAACGAAUACAAACGUCGCUUUAAUCGCCCCAAUGUGGAUCUGAUUCCGGCUAUUAUUGCUGGCGGAUUAGCUGGCAUAUUCUACUGGAUUGGAGGAAUGCCCGCCGAUGUGCUCAAGAGUCGACUGCAAUCUGCGCCUGAGGGUAAAUUUAAUAAUAUAAGAGCCGUUUUCAAGGAUCUAUUGAAAAAUGAUGGAAUGACUGCCUUAUAUCGGGGCUUCACACCUGUCAUACUGCGCGCCUUUCCAGCCAAUGCAGCAACCUUCUUCGGCAUUGAGCUGGCCAAUGCUGUUUUUCGUCAAUUGGCGCCCGACUUUUAGAACUUAUAAAAUUCAGAUUAUGCAAAGACAAUUAUAGCAAACAAAAUCUACAAAUAAA
Molecule: messenger RNA, 427 nt
Organism: Drosophila grimshawi
Lineage: Eukaryota; Metazoa; Arthropoda; Insecta; Diptera; Drosophilidae
Product: congested-like trachea protein
Exons: 4
Coding region: 1-369 (122 amino acids)
Biological process (GO): mitochondrial transport; carnitine transmembrane transport
Cellular component (GO): mitochondrial envelope
Molecular function (GO): O-acyl-L-carnitine transmembrane transporter activity
Source: RefSeq, a predicted model, not a curated record